AUGCAUGCAGCGAUGAUGUGAUGUCAUUUCGGAGGGAUCUGACUAGGUUGGGGACGAGGCGUGUAUUCUUCUAAAUGUUACAUGCCCUCUGAACUUAAUUAGUGAGCCCUAAUAUCCAACUGGUUCAAACUAUUUUUGUGUCAUGAAAACUAAUAGGUGAGAGACUUUUGCGUACGAUAACUCUUUUCUGUGUUGACUUUAACGCCAUCCUGUCUUUAACGAGAUCCUGUCUGCAAAGGCCUAGCUAGCUACUAUUAGAACCAUUAUCUGAAGGGUCUGUCAACUGUUGAACUGAAGAGAGUUCAAGAUCCAUAUUGACAAAGGAAACUCUCAAACUAGAUCAACUAAUAAGCACAUUCAGCUAGUCAUGGACGUAAACACAUGCUGUGAUAAUCAGAACUACGAAAUACUCGUAGAAAUAGGGGAAGGCGCUUAUGGAAAAGUGUACAAGGCCAGAGAGGUGAGCGAUCAACAGCGACUGGUUGCGGUAAAGAAGUUGAAUAUCCCAAAAGAUCCUGAUGGUGGUAUUCCUCCAUUCAUGAUCCGCGAGGUUGCCGUCUUACGUAAAAUCGAGUACUUCAACCAUUCCAACAUUGUAAAGUUGUUGGAUGUGUCAGCUGUAAUGCAGGGCAGGAGCAUGGACCUGACGCUGGUGUUUGAGUACAUUGAUCAGGACCUGUCCACAUUUCUCUCCAAGAUUCCCAACACUGGUCUAAGCCUGGACAAAAUUAAGGAUGUGACGAGGCAGCUACUGCAGGGGUUGGACUUCCUGCACGCCAACAUGCUGGUGCAUCGUGACCUGAAGCCAGACAACGUCCUGAUAAGCAGCCGUGGGGAAGUCAAGAUCGCCGACUUUGGAAUGGCAAGGAUCUACACAUAUCACAUUGCCCUUACCCCUUGCGUGGUGACCCUGUGGUACAGAGCCCCUGAGGUGCUGCUUCGCUCCAGCUACAUGACUUCCGUGGACAUGUGGAGCGCAGGCUGCAUCUUCGCAGAACUCUUUCUCUUGAGACCACUGUUUUCUGGAUACACUGAGAUACAACAGCUCCAGAAAAUAUUCGAGGUGAUAGGUUUCCCCAGUGAGGAGGAUUGGCCGGUGGAGAGUCCCAUCUCCUACUCCUCUAAAUUGGCCCCAGGUACCACCUGUACCCAGCUGCUGUCCACCCUAGGCCAGGAGGAGAAUGACCUUCUCUUUCAGUGUCUAGCGUUCAAGCCGACCAAUCGCAUCUCAGCCUCCAGAGCUCUGACCCACCCCUUCCUGCUGGGCUCCUGAGUGUGUUCCAGAACACUGGAGGACGCGGGGAGAAGAAAAUCAGGGCUCAUCCCUCAUGUGUCACUGAAAACUCUUGUGCCACAAGAUCUAACCCAACUGGGUCACGGUAUUGUUUUAUAAACAAUAUUAAGGUUAAAAAAAACGUGUUCAACAUCAUGGAUGUCUAAAUCUUAUCAUACAGUGAAUAUGAAACAAGUCUAAAAGGUGGUUCUUAUGGCAUGACAGUUUGAAUGUUGACAGUCAGUUGGCAAGUGAGUCAUUCCAAAACAUUUUCUGUGCAGUAAAUUAGUUUCUUGUUCCUAUAUGUUGUGCCUUAUCUGAAUAAUUAAUUAGAUCUAACAAAUCCACACAUUUUCCUUGUAAACUUGUCGUCAAAAGUACAUUGUUCAUUGAUUUGUUCAUGUGUGCUUUAAUUUAGUGAUGAUUUAGGGGUAAAACUGUUGCUGCUUGUAGUAAUUCAAUUCUCAAGUUACUGCAAGUCAUUGACACUUCUCUGUGCACAUACAGUAGGUCAUAUUAUUUUGCUUCUGUUCUGUUUCACCGUCUGUUGUUCUCUUGUGCGUCCAGUGUAUGAUAUUUUAAAUGGUUUUCUGGGUCAGUGACUGGUGGUUGUCAUUCCUAGGUUUAUGUAUAUACUCACUUGAAAGGUGUUUUUUUGUUACGAGGUGCUAUACAAAUUCUUGAAAAUGUGUUUUUUUGUCAUUGUUUCAAAUUGUUGUAGUUUAUGUAAAUGUUAUUUGUAAAAAACAGGUAAAAAAGGUUUACCUUUACUUUUUUUCUUUUCUUUUUUUUCUCAAAUUUGAGCAGCACCUGUUUACAGUUAUUGGCAUUGUUUGAUUUUUCACCCUGACCCUGUUAUCGGCAUUGAAUGUAUGUUUCUUGAUCUCUUUUCUAAUAAAAUAAAAUAAAAUGAAUAUUUCAA
Osmerus eperlanus (European smelt) is the source of this 2195-nucleotide messenger RNA. Its product is annotated as cyclin-dependent kinase 6-like. The record is from RefSeq and is a predicted model, not a curated record. Gene Ontology annotation, biological process: G1/S transition of mitotic cell cycle; signal transduction; regulation of G2/M transition of mitotic cell cycle. The transcript is spliced from 7 exons. NCBI's taxonomy places the organism in Eukaryota, Metazoa, Chordata, Actinopteri, Osmeriformes, Osmeridae. Bases 368 to 1273 code for a protein of 301 amino acids. Gene Ontology annotation, molecular function: cyclin binding; cyclin-dependent protein serine/threonine kinase activity; ATP binding. Gene Ontology annotation, cellular component: cytoplasm; cyclin-dependent protein kinase holoenzyme complex; nucleus.